AAGACGGUCGGUGUGCCAACCCCCUGCAUUACCGGCCCAGUAAUCACUCGGCGUUUGGUGAGUGUCGGAAUUAAUUUUAUCGAUAAAAGCCAAAAAAGUGGUUAAUUACUCCAAAAACCGGGCGUAAGUCUUCACAAAAAUGGAUAGUGGUGACGACGCAAUCAAUAACGAGAACGUAAGGAGAACAAGAUCCGGUAAAAUAGUGCGUACGCCCCCGGCGGUUAAAACCCCGGUGAAGAAAACGCGAAAAAAGGUGGUCUUGAUGGAGGUCGAAGUCUCGGAAGAAGAGUCCGAAGAACACAACGCGAUUAAAACCGAACCUGAGCAAAACAACGGCGCCACAAUUGAGGAAAACCACGAGGAGGUGGUUGAGGAAGCCUCCGAGCCGGCCGAAACGUCCGACAUGGAAGUUAGUCAAGAAAUUGAGACUCUUGUUAAAGAGCCCGAAAUUAAAGAAGAGGUUAGAGUGGAGCUUGAGACUCCGGAGGAGACCAACGGUAUUACCGAAGACAUUGACGAAACAACUGAAGAAAAACAACCAAGUGGCGAACCUGAUGCGGAAAACAUCUCGGAGGAUGAAUUACCGACAGUUCAAGCCGUGAAAGUCCCCGAGACUGAGGAAGUGUCUGAUGAGGAGUUGCCAGGGCCGAAACGUGCCGAACUCCCGGCCGAUACUGAGGUCGUGUCGGAAGACGAGUUACCGACUGUGAAGAAAGAAGCAAAUAAACGGAAGUUGGUAGAAGGGGAUUAUGAUCCAGGUUCGCCAACGUCAGAAGGCGAAACUCCAGCGAAGAAAGCUUCCCUGGAAAAUACCGCAGUUAAAGAAGAAGAGAAGAACACAAAACCGAAAAAAUUGCCCGAGUUGGACAAAUAUUGGAAGGCUGUGAACGAUGAUCCUACUGAUUUUACCGGGUGGACUUAUUUGUUGCAAUACGUGGACCAGGAGAAUGAUAUGGAGGCGGCGCGCGAGGCCUACGACGCGUUUCUGUCGCACUAUCCAUACUGUUAUGGCUACUGGCGGAAGUAUGCCGAUUACGAGAAGCGGAAAGGCAACAAGAAAAAGUGCGAAGAGGUAUUCGAGAGAGGCUUGAAAGCGAUCCCCCUUUCGGUCGAUUUGUGGAUCCACUACCUCACCUACGUCAAAACCACCAAACCGGAUGAUGAGGACUACAUCAGGUCGCAGUUUGAGAGAGCCAUCGCUGCCAGUGGACUUGAAUUUCGCUCAGAUAGACUGUGGGAUUCUUACAUCAAAUGGGAAACGGAGGGAAAACGAUUACAACACGUCACGUCGAUUUAUGACAGGCUUUUCACAACGCCAACGCAAGGAUACACCACACAUUUUGAAAAUUUCCAAGAGCAUAUCACGUCAAAUCCACCAAAUAAAGUGGUUGAAGUUGAUGAGUUUUUGGCGUUACGGAAGGAAGUUAGGCACAUGUUGAAACAUGAUGCUCCUAACGAAACCAAAACGGACAAUUCGGACGUGCCUCCAGGUGAAGAUGACGCCAGUAAAGCCAUAAGUACAGAUGAAGAAACCAAAGCGAUACGAGAGAGGAUUAUUUCAAUUAGGCGAAAAAUACACAAGAAUACGGUGGCGGCGGUGACGGCGAGGUGGAAUUUUGAGGAAGGAAUCAAAAGGCCGUACUUUCACGUGAAGCCUCUUGAGCGCUGCCAGUUAAAGAACUGGCAAGAGUACCUGGAUUUCGAAAUCGAACAAGGCGACCAAGUCAGAAUCGUAGUCUUGUUCGAGCGUUGCCUUAUAGCCUGUGCUUUGUACGAAGAAUUUUGGUUAAAAUUUGUUCACUAUUUGGAAAGCCUGAAAGACCCCGAACUCCAGCCGAAAAUCCGCGAUGUGUACGAACGCGCGUGCACCAUCCACCAUUUGAAAAAACCCAACUUGCACCUGCAAUGGGCCAUGUUUGAGGAAAGCGUUGGCAAUUUUAAUCGGGCCGCUGAAAUCCUAGUAAAUCUCGAAAAGUCGGUCCCUAAUGUCUUACAAAUCGCUUACAGAAGGAUAAAUCUGGAGAGGAGGCGGAGCGAUAACGAGAAGUGUGCACAACUGUACGAACAUUACAUAAACAAUUCCAAAAAUAAGAUGAUUUCGAGUAAUAUAGCUAUUAAAUAUUCCCGGUUUGUGCUGAAAGUGCUUAAGAAUACCGAAAAGGCGUUGGAGAUUUUGCGGUCGGCGAUUACGAAAGACCCGAAUAACCCUAGAUUGUACUUGCAGUUGAUUGAUUUGACGCUGCAACAGGACGAUGUUGCGGAAAAUGUUAUAGUAGAGUUGAUUGAUUCCUUCUUGGAGAAGGAGACGGCUGACGCGGACCAAAAGGUGCUUUUUGCGCAACGAAAGUUGGAGUAUUUGGAGGAUUUCGGCGCGGAUAUUCAGUCGGUGCAAAAGGCGUACGAUGACUAUCAAAAGUACAUCAAGCAGAGUAAAGAGACGGGCAAGAAGAAGGAGUCGAAAAAUGAUGCCGCCUCGGCGGGCAAGAAAGACAAAACAUCGAACCAACAAACCUCAGCCUCGAGUUAUGGCAGUUACGGUAAUUAUGGAAAUUCGUCCGCGCAAGGGUCUUACCAAUAUUCAGGUUCCCAAACAGGACAGUACAAUUAUUCGUACGGGCAAGGUGACCAGUACCAGUACCAAGGCUGGCAGUACCCACAAGGGAGUUAUAGUGGGUACAACCAGUGGGGGUCGUAUGGAGGAGGGUACAGUUACUAGUUUUAGUUCCACUUUCUAGUUUUAGGAUUCGUUUGUACACUUGUACUUUUUUUACGCAAAUGCGGUACCAAUGUGUUUGAUUUCAAGAUAGUGUGAAUUGUAACUAAGAUUGUAAUCUUAUCAAACAAUACAUGUAAAAAAAUAA
Tribolium castaneum (red flour beetle) is the source of this 2861-nucleotide messenger RNA. It is a transcript of the gene Prp39, whose product is annotated as pre-mRNA processing factor 39. The coding region runs from base 140 to 2716 and encodes 858 amino acids. Lineage: Eukaryota; Metazoa; Arthropoda; Insecta; Coleoptera; Tenebrionidae. The transcript has 9 exons. The record is from RefSeq and is a predicted model, not a curated record. Gene Ontology annotation, molecular function: protein binding; pre-mRNA 5'-splice site binding. Gene Ontology annotation, cellular component: U2-type prespliceosome; U1 snRNP; commitment complex. Gene Ontology annotation, biological process: mRNA 5'-splice site recognition; RNA processing.